Messenger RNA from Lonchura striata (white-rumped munia), 3067 nucleotides. NCBI's taxonomy places the organism in Eukaryota, Metazoa, Chordata, Aves, Passeriformes, Estrildidae. The record is from RefSeq and is a predicted model, not a curated record.
GGGCCCCCUCGGGGGGCUGCGGCUCCCUGGGCCCCCCGAGCCCGGCCUGAGGAAGGCACCGUGGCGGCUGCCAGGCCAUGCCCCAGCGCCGUGGGGAGCUCCGCGCUCGGCGCCCGGAGCGGCAGCGCCGGCCCGGCCAUGGAGAGCUCAGAGCUGGAGUCGGACAUCCUGCGGCGGGUGCGGGCGCUGCUACGGGAGCUGGACGGGCACCACCCGUCCUGCCAGAGUGACCGAGGAAUGCUGCGCUGGACCCUGCACAAGAGAACGGACCAGAACCCCAGAACCAGCUGUACCCUGGUCAGCAUCCUGGUGAAGGAGCUGGAGAGGGCCGAGCGCGGGGACCUGCGGCACUACAUCAUCCCCCUGCUGCACACGCUGAUGUACACCUUGAUCCAGGCUCCCUGCAUCCCUGACGAGCUCUGUGCCAGGGUUUAUGACUUCUGCAAGAGGCUGCUGACCCUGCCCAAGCCCUUCUGCACCAUCGGGCUGGACUAUGCCAGCAGGCUGCAGCUGGAGAGGACAGCCCCAGGGACCCUGUUCCAAAGGAUGGUCAUCUCCGAGCACAGCCUGCCCAGCGCACCCUUCCCCUUCCAGGAGAGGAUUUUCAUCUUCGCUGACCCCGAGCUGCUGCCCGAAGCCAUCUGCAAGGCGCUGGCCACCGACACCGAGGCGGCCCAGGUGUCCCAGAGCCGCCGGGGCUGCAUGAGCUGCGUGGUCACCCACGCCCUGCAGGCGGCCCUGGGUGACACCUGCGACACCCACGGCCUCAGGGCGCGGCUCCAGGCCUUGCCCGCGGGGGACGUGGAGCUCUGCUUCCAGCAGGUGGUGGCGGCUGUGGAGGGCAGCGCGGGGGGCUCGGGCCGAGGCCAGCACAGGGCACGGCUGGAGAGGAUCUACCAGGGCAUCCUGGGCUCCUCGCCCGCAGGGAAGGAGCUGGUGCUGUUCCUGCGGCCGCUGUCGCAGAGCUGCGAGCCCGAGGGCCCGGGGCAGGGGCUGGAGGCGGCGGAGCUGCCGGAGCUGCUGCCGGGCUGCGGCUGCUGCGGGCAGAGCCGCUUCUCGGUGCUGUCCACGGACAGCGGCAUCGAGCGGGACCUGCCCGCGCCCGACGAGCCGUGCGCGCCCUGCGCCGAGCGCCGCCGGCUGCACAGGAAGGGCGGCAUCAAGAAAAAGCCGUCCCCGCUGGACAGCGUGGCCCUCCUGCAGGCUGGCAGCGCUGUGCCCGGGGAAAAGCCCCCCGGCAAGACGCCCGGCAGGGCAGGGAUGCCCCCCGAGCCCGCGGCCCCGCGCCGGAGGCUGCACACCGCCCGCGUGGUGCUGCUGGGGGACGAUCGCAUCCUGGGCCGCCUGGCACAAGCCUUCCACUCCCUCAGGAAACGGGAGGCCCGCCGAGUGUUCCUGACGCCCAGGCUGGACCUGCAGUUCUACCACAUCCCCGUGGUGCCCUCGGCCGCAGCCGACCACGCUGGCCCCGAGGAGCUCUGCGAGGUGGCCGGGUACCUGGGCAGGGCUGACCCCUGGUACGAGAGCAACAUCAACACCCUGUGUCACAUCAUCCCCAAGCUGGCCACCAUGCCUUCGUCACCGAGCAGGGCCCUGGUGACCGACCUGUUCCUCCCCGAUGUCAUCGCCUACUACGCCCGCAUGGGCACCCAGCCCGUCCUCUUCCAGGUGCACUCCGUCAAGGUCCUGUUCCAGGACCCAGCACAGGACCCAGCUGAGGACGUGUUCCUCACGGAGCUGCUGGUGCAGGUGCAGGAGAGCCCCUCGCACAGAGAGCUGAGCACAGCCAAGAGGAAAAGCACCCUGGAUGGGCCUGGCAUGGAUCUCACCGUGACCUACAGGAGGGUCGUGCUGAGUGACCGGCAGAAGGAGCUGGCGCUGGCCCUGCGCUCCACGGGCCUGCUGAUGAAGGCCAUCCCUGCUGAGGAGGCUGAAGGCCUGGGCUGCCUGAGCGUGACCGUCACCGAAAUCAUCAAGAGCAGCCACUUGGCAGGCCGCUCCUUCUCAGCUGUGGCAAACAGGUUCAGAACACGGAUUAUCAAGGUCAGGAGCCCAGAGCAGAGACCCUUCACGGUGCGGCUGGACAAGGACAGCAGGAGAACCUACAGGGACGUGAUCGGCCUGGACGUGUCUCCCUGCCUCGAGCCCAGCUACUGCCUGCAGAAGACGAGGACCACGAAACUCAGCCCUCAGGAAACAGAAGACGUGGGGCUUGUGAAAUACCUGCCCAAGUCUCUGCUGCUGCCCAUCAACACUUUUGCAGGAGUCAUCCCGUGAAGGAGACGGGAGAAGGGGCUGUGAGUUAUGACGUGGGGUCAUCUCAGAGGACGUGGGGAACGAAAACGCACUAAAAGCCACCAGUGGUGACUUUAAAUGGUGACGGUGUGAAGAGCUGCCCCAGCAGAGGUGGAUAGGCUUGGAGGGCACAGCCCUGCCCCGCCGGUGACAGUGUGACAGUGCCCCAUGCCCCUGCCAAGGGCACAGCCACUGCAGGACUGAGCUCUCACCUUUUGCACAAGUCAGGGAAAAGCUCUGAGCUCCUCCAUCGGGGAGGAGAGAGGAAGACCCGCGGAGGUGGCGCUGGCUGUCCUGGGAGCCCAGGGCCGCCGGCAGCAGCAGUGAUCCUUUUGGAGAUGCCUCAGAGCCCGGCAGGGGUCAGGUUUUCACCUCACAACCCAAACGCUGUUGCUCCUCCCCUGUGCCAGACCUGAGCAGCAAACAUUGAGUCCCUGAAGGAAGCUGCGGGGCGGCAGGAGCUCUCAGGCACCUCGGAUACCCCCCAAAAGCAGCUGCUGUUGUUGGGGUCGUGCGGGCUUUAAGGGGUGAGCAGUGGCUCUGCACCCCUCUGCCUCUUCGGGGCUGCCCUGUGGGGCUUGCACACACAGACAAAAGGCUCCAAAAGCCAAAAGGCUUGGAGCUGGGCUGGAGGGUGGGCUGGUGUCCAGAGUUGUUCUGUACAGCUGUAAAUGAUGUAGAUGGAUGCUAAAUUAUUUGUAUAGGAGUCAUGGAUGACUUGUACCGGAGAGCGCAGACCUUUCAGUGCCAAUUGAAAGAAUUGAAGCUGCCC